Fundulus heteroclitus (mummichog) is the source of this 2166-nucleotide messenger RNA. It is a transcript of the gene mbpa, whose product is annotated as myelin basic protein a. The coding region runs from base 88 to 432 and encodes 114 amino acids. Gene Ontology annotation, biological process: myelination. Gene Ontology annotation, molecular function: structural constituent of myelin sheath. Gene Ontology annotation, cellular component: internode region of axon; compact myelin; neuronal cell body. The transcript is spliced from 7 exons. The record is from RefSeq and is a predicted model, not a curated record. Lineage: Eukaryota; Metazoa; Chordata; Actinopteri; Cyprinodontiformes; Fundulidae.
GGCUGAACACACCCUGAGGGAGUAGCGGAGCUGGGUGUUGGCAGUGUGGGCUGUGGAUCAGAACAAGAACCCUCAGCAGCAGAUAUAAUGGCUACAGCCAGCACCUCAGGGCAGAGCAGCCACGGCAAGAAGAAGAAGAGUCCCGGUCUGAUGGAUCAGCUUAGCAAAUUCUUUGGAGGAGAGAAGAAGAAGAGGAGCAAGGGUUCCUUCAGGGGUCACCAGGCUACCUCACCCCAGCAACCCUCCGCUCGCCGCCGGACCAAUGAAAACGCGGUGGUGCAUUUCUUCAGGAGCCUUGUUUCCUCCCCUCCUCCUAAAUCCACGUGGAGAGAAGUCUUGGGUCUGGCCUCUGCGUCGCGCACUGAGAGCACGAAGUCGCCGGUCAGGAGACGCAGGGAACAGAGCACGCUGUCCAGGAUCUUCAACCUGUGACGUUCUCCUCUGAGAUCAGGAGAAACCAAGUCCCGUCCACCCCCAAAACGCUGGAGCACCAUCUUCUAAGCUCUCCGUCGACCAGCAAAGCUUAGAACCGACGGGACCAGAAGAACCACAAGAACAAGGAGAGACGGAUCUGCAGGAGCCAGACUCACAACCUCAAGAAAUGUUAACCAACUAACAUGAGCCUCCCGUGUCUUGGACACAAAUUUAUGUAAAAUCUGGAGAAAAUUGAAUUUUUUUUGUUUAUUCUUGCUUCUAAAGAACGUUUGAGCUGUUUCUGAGCGUGACGCGUGUCCUAGUGUAGAGAUCGUCAGUGUCUGAGGUUUGCUGUUCUGUCCGCUGUCUGUCUGUCUGUCUGGGCUUCCUGCUUGAGUGAUGCGUCCCGGCUCUUCUGCUUCAGUUUGUCCCAGAAUCGUCUGUUUAAAUAUAAACGUGGAGGCCUGUUCUCAUAGGAUUCAAUGCAGCUUCAUGUUUCAUUAUCACCACAAGGUGUAAGACCCAAACAUGACGUUGCCCUUUCCACUGCACUGUAACCUACCUGUUAGCAGUCCCUAAAACUUAGAGCUGUUCACAUCCACCCUGUCUAAUGUAUGCGCAUCCUAAUUUAAGUUUUAAUGGUUUGUUUUUAAUAAGACGACGGCAGAUGUGGGUUGUCUUAGCUGAGGGUUAAACCGUAAGUGGAUCAGAGGUUUUAGGGUGAAACCGAGAGGCGGAGGGAGGAGAACAGAACUGUAGGACAGCAUGUUGGGUUCAGGUGUUCUGCUGAAUAAUUUAUAAUUUGUUUUCAUCUGUUUGGAUGUUCUAAUAGAAAAAAAUACACUGUAAAUAUCUAUUUUUCCUGGUUUUGCUGAAACACGUAGAAAAUGUGUUCAUGUUUAUGUUGAAACUGUUGUUUUAAACCCGCAUCUUAACAUGAUCUCGUUCAGUCUUGUCUUAAUAAAGAGUCGGUCAAUGUGGCUUCAGACCAACCAACAUGUCUCUUCCUGUCCAAGAUGCUCACUGCUUGUCAAUAAUCCUUCAACCAUGCAGUCAUGUAGAAAUAAACAGAGUAAAAUGCCGUUAUGUCACAAAGAAAUACGAAGGAGAGGCAGGAAGUAACAACCUGCAGAUAGAAACCAGGAAACUGACAAACGGACCAAGAAACAAAAUCACUGAACGAAAAGGAAAGUGCCAAAUAAAUCCCAACAUGACUAAAACCCACAAACCAGACAUGUUGGUGUUCUGGUUGCAGAGGGACCCAAACAGUUAUAGAAACUGUGUGUGUGUGUGUGUGUGUGUGUGUGUGUGUGUGUGUGUGUGUGUGUGUGUUGGUUUAUGGCACAUGUUUAGGCCCACCUCUUGUGUCAACCUUCUGAGGACCGUUAUGCCUACGGGGACCGAAGCCUACUGUAGCGGACCCUUAGUAGGGAUAACAGUUGUUUAGACGCAUGGUGUGAAUUAAGUUUGGGUCAAGGUUAGGGUUAGGACGCUACAGAUUAUAAUCUGCCUCCCAAAUCAGAUUGACAGUACCUUUUCAAAUUGACAACCUUUAAGUAGGUAUCAAACAUACUUUUCAUUAAACCCGCAUUUCUGUAUUAAAAAAAUGGUCUGAUGUGAUAUUCUAAUCUUGAAUGCCGUGUAUUCAUCAGCUGUAAAUAGAAAACAAUCCUGAAUUUCCCCAGUCAUGAACAAUAAAGGAUAUUUCUAUUCUAUCCUUUAAUUAACUAAAAUAAAGACUUGAAAACAUCA